AUGCGCAAAAAGAGAGGUCGGCAUUGGGUAUUAGUGGUACUUCUUCUGGGCAACGUUGUCAUCAACGAAAGUUUGCCGAUCUUUCUUGAUGGUGCCAUUGGUGGAGGCAUUGCGGCUGUCGUAAUUUCUACCACAGCGAUAGUCAUUUUUGGGUACGUUCUCGCCCCUCUCGGAGUUGGACUUGCUGAGCAGACGACAUGUCUUCUCUUCCGCAGAGAAGUUAUUCCACAGGCUGUUAGCGUCAGAUAUGGCCUCGCAAUUGGCGCACGAUGUGCGCCUUUCGUGCUCUGCCUGAUGUAUUUGUUUGCUCCCAUCGCAUACCCUACUGCGAAGCUCCUCGAUUACUUCCAUCGCACGGGAGAGGAACCGCUACGGGAUGACGAGAUCAGCAUAUUGAAUGGCGUGCUGGAGCUCAAUACGAAGAAUGUGGAGACAAUCAUGACACCAUCAAGCUCACUCAGUCUCGCAAGUGGCUACUCACGCUUUCCUAUACAUGAACCCGGGAAUCCACUAUCAUUCCAAGGGCUUCUGCUCAUCAAAAAGCUGUUGGUAUACGACCCCGCGCGCGCUCUCCCAGUCUCGGAUUUCAAGCUUUCGAUUCUUCCCGAAGCACAUCCAAGUAUAAAUUGUUUCCAGGCGCUGGAUUACUUUCAAACGGGACGCGCCCACUUACUACUGAUUAGUCGGACACCUGGCACUGCAGGCGGUGGAAUUGGAGUGAUCACACUCGAAGACAUCAUUGAGGAAAUCAUAUCAGAAGAAAUCGUGGAUGAAACAGAUCGAUACGAGGAUAAUCAGAGUAAAAAACGUGCGAAGCGAAUGACUACGGCUACUAUAAUGCGAGGGAUUGUGGAGCGAGAGGGGCGAGAGCGAAGUUUAACGCGAGUGACGUCUUCCGACCGGAUACCCCUGUUGCGCGAGACACCUCUCCUACCAUCCACUCCACUUUCCGAGACCAAUUAUCCGAAUCCUCGCUACGGCGCGAUACUCAGCCCGUCCCCCAAAAUAUGA
Molecule: messenger RNA, 1011 nt
Organism: Suillus bovinus
Lineage: Eukaryota; Fungi; Basidiomycota; Agaricomycetes; Boletales; Suillaceae
Exons: 15
Coding region: 1-1011 (336 amino acids)
Biological process (GO): magnesium ion homeostasis
Cellular component (GO): intracellular membrane-bounded organelle
Source: RefSeq, a predicted model, not a curated record